Molecule: messenger RNA, 1304 nt
Organism: Nothoprocta perdicaria
Lineage: Eukaryota; Metazoa; Chordata; Aves; Tinamiformes; Tinamidae
Gene: SNRNP48
Product: small nuclear ribonucleoprotein U11/U12 subunit 48
Exons: 8
Coding region: 43-783 (246 amino acids)
Cellular component (GO): nucleoplasm; U12-type spliceosomal complex; cytosol
Source: RefSeq, a predicted model, not a curated record
GCCUCGCUGUCCGCGCACGCGGCCGCCUGCCGCCUGCGCGCCAUGGGCUACUCCCGCCAGGAGCAGGAGGACAUGUACGACGCCAGCUUUUUCUACGAGCAGCGGCAGGUGCCCACGGUGACCAUGGAUAAAGAUCUACAGUUUCGCAUUGUUCAGCAAGCUAGAGCCGAAAGUGCCAAAGAAGGUGCAGGCUACAGCCAAGGCUGCUACUCCUCGGUGCCCGUGGAGGUUCCCCAGAACCACAAGCGUUUCACCUGCGACCUGACGCAGGCCGAUCGCCUCGCGCUCUACGACUACGUCGUGGAAGAGACAAAGAAGCAGAGGUGCCGGUCCCAAAUCACGGAAAACGACAGCGAUCUCUUCGUGGACUUAGCUGCAAAGAUCACCCAAGAUGAUAGUCAGAAAGGCCCUAAAUCCCACCUGGAGAUUCUGGCCGAAAUGCGCGACUACAAGAGGCGGCGUCAGUCGUACAGGGCCAAGAACGUCCAUAUCACAAAGAAGUCCUACACGGAGGUGAUUCGGGAUGUGAUCGGUGUGCACAUGGAAGAACUCAGCCAUCACUGGCAGGAGGAAAACAGACGCGAGGAGCGGCGCUCGGCCUCGGCCGACUCGCGGCAGUCGGGCGGGAGCUGCAGGGAUGCCGAGCGCCCGAGGCACCGGAGGGAGGGCAGCAGGAGCCCGAGCAAACGCAGGAGGAGUCGGGAAAGAGGCAAAGACAGAGACGGGCGGAGAAGAAGAGAAAGGGACGAUGACAAGUAUCACAGCCACAAACGAAGAAAGUAGAAACAAGAAAAUGUUGCUGGGGUUUGUCUGGCAGCUGUUCAAACAACUACUCGCCCCGAAGAGCUGCUGUGCUGCUGCUAUGGUAGUGCCACAGUUAGUCCUGCUGCACCCAGGAUGCCCGAGGUGGCCAUUGCCUCACAGCUCUGUUGGGCUGCAGAGGGAAGGUCUCCCCUCCUGCGCCGAGGGACGGUGUCGGUGUCACAGUGUGCGCCAGUAACGCAGCUGAUUAAGGGGUUCUGGUGGUCUCUGUCAUGCAUGUGAGUGGAGGCUGGCACGGGCAACAGCAGGAGGAGGAAUGGAAACAGAGGCUUCUCUGGCCCCCAGAAACCACGUCCUGAGUCUGGAUCCAGCACAGGCUCAACUGCAAGCGAAAAGCAUGGGAACAGCUCACCCCUGCUCCAGGGCUUUCCAGCAGCGCCUGAAUAGAGCUGAUUCAGAGCGACAGGGUGGUCAAGGACAAGCUGGAGAGGUGCAAGAGUCAAAACUCAGCGCUGCAGAAACACCGUGGGAUGCACUGAAGU